Molecule: messenger RNA, 2158 nt
Organism: Sinocyclocheilus anshuiensis
Lineage: Eukaryota; Metazoa; Chordata; Actinopteri; Cypriniformes; Cyprinidae
Product: M-phase-specific PLK1-interacting protein-like
Exons: 2
Coding region: 118-660 (180 amino acids)
Cellular component (GO): nucleus; midbody; centrosome
Source: RefSeq, a predicted model, not a curated record
GAGACGCUUCUUGUUCCGGGUCGUGUUGUUUUGUUAUGCUAAGUGAAAAACGGGUUUAAGAGCGUCACGUUGUAAAUACACUCGUAUUUUGAGGUUUGGGAAACAGAUCAGGACGCGAUGCAAAGACCACAGUUUCGCCAUCCCCGCCAGGGCUCUGGUCCGCGGGCCGCAGGCUUCCGCAGCCCGCCUCCAGCCUUCGACAGGACAGGGAGUAUGUUUCCAUCGCCUCCGUGGGCAUUUUCAACCCCACCGGCGCCGUUUGGACCUAGAUUUGGACAGUGUUCUCCCAAUACCCCACCGAGAGAGUUUGGUGGUAACAGAGGCGGCGGCGGUGGUGGUGGUGGGAAGUAUUUUAGCGGUCAGUCUCCGGCUCAAACCCCGCGCAGAUCGAGCCCCAGUCCCCGCGGCGCACCGUUCAGACGCUCGCCGUAUGAGAGUCCCAGACGACACUCUGGAUAUCAGGGUUCACCACGGACAUCCACACCGUUUGGGUCAGCGCAUGGCAGGGAGAGAGGGACAAAUGAUAUGGAAAAAUAUUACAAACCAUCAAUGCUCCAAGAUCCCUGGGCUGACCUACAGCCCAUCUCAGUUACACAAACUCAGUCUAAAUGCAACUCCAAACAAACCAAUACAAGCAGACAAGGGAGGUACUACAAUUAAAACUUUAUCUAACUUCAGUGAGAGGGAAAAAGUCACUGAACAGUCCUUUUUUAUUUAGUGCACCAGUAGUGCACUAAAUUUUUAAAGUCAAACGGAGCCAGCCGAACACAUGGACCUGAGGCAGGAUUCACCAGCAAUAAUUCUUGAGAAACUGACUUCACAACAUUUUCUAAAAUCAUAUGUACUUGCUUGUUUAAAGAGACAUGCUCUUUUACUUUUAUAUCUGCACCUCAACGACAGGAUCAUAAAAAUGGGGUGCUAUUGUAACUGGCAGCCUAUUCAUAGUAGUUUGCCAUCUCUGGCCCACUCCCAUGGAGUUUGUAAAUCCUUCAUUGAAUUCAGAGGAAUAUGUCUUCAAGCUCAAAAUGCAGUCUAACAAAAGAUGUCUGAUCAACACAUCCAUCUACCUCUCAAUAUUGACUGUGUGCUGUUAACUAGAACAGGUCAGGUCAAGUAUUUGUAAGUUUGGCUCCUUUACUAAUUUUUUAUGGACUGUUUAUUUUGUUUUUGUACUUUUUAUUUUUGGUGACUUUUUUUGGUUUUAUCACAGUCUAUGAUCAUUUCAACAGACUGGCAACAGACAUUGUAAUCAUAAACAGCCCACAAAUAACUAUUGUUGAAUUAUAAGCCAAAUAUAAUUAAAAGUUGUAAUGCAAUACAGUCCUUGUCAAAAACAUUUGAAGUUGAAAUCUGUUAUGCUUUAUUUACUAAAACCAUGUUUAAUAUCUUCAAAAUUAAUCUUACCAUGGAUAAUGUAGAUAAAACACCGUAACAUUACUACACAUCUCUGCAAGUUGUAAUUCAGUCUUUUCUGUAGGCAUUACGUUUUUGCUGUACAAUAUACCAUAUGAAUCUCAUAUUGGAGGUCUACAAAAAUAGAUUUUAUUAAUGUAACAGAAACAACAUUUUACAUUUUAAGUUCAGUAUGCUUAAAUGUUUGCAUUUCAUUUUCAUUCAAUAUUCAUAUCACCAUAAUUACUGUUGUAAUACAUUACAUAAGUGCUGUCAGUUUUUUUUUUUUUGUAUUGGUUGUCAGCUAGUUCUUUCGAUAAAGCUUAUAAUUUGCCCUUACCCGAUUUUGAAUUCAGAUUUCUGCAGCGUUUUGCCAAGAGACGCCCAAAAUAUAGAAUGAAAGUGUAUCUAAGUGUAUAAGAAAGACUCAUACAAUAGAGGCUUAUAUUAAAAUGUCUUGCAUUGUAAACUCUUUUUUUUUUUUGGCGCUCAAAGACAGUCACUUUUUAAAGUAAUGAGGGGUCUCUUGAGGCAUCAGCUGUUGAUAUGUCAGCAUCAUUGCCACAUGGCAGGCUUACCGCACAAACAGACCAAUCAAGAGUUUGUUGAGGGAUAGUAACCCACUAUGACUGACUAAACAAAGGGAAAGAAAAACUUGCAUAUGCCACAGUACACACACAAAGAUUUGGGUAGACAGUCACAACUUAAAAGAAGUUUACAGACAGUUAAUAUUUAAAAGAAACUGUAGUUUUAGCUGCAAAAGAAA